Molecule: messenger RNA, 2184 nt
Organism: Ordospora colligata OC4
Lineage: Eukaryota; Fungi; Microsporidia; Ordosporidae
Exons: 1
Coding region: 1-2184 (727 amino acids)
Biological process (GO): GPI anchor biosynthetic process
Cellular component (GO): endoplasmic reticulum membrane
Molecular function (GO): metal ion binding; mannose-ethanolamine phosphotransferase activity
Source: RefSeq, a predicted model, not a curated record
AUGAUAUUAAAUGGUCUUGCAGGUAUUCUGAACAUAUACAUGUUUCUUACUGGUGUGUUCAAGGCAUCUGAGCCACCAAGUCAGAUAUCAACAGAAGCGGUUUCGAACAGUAAAUACACAAAGGUGAUAUAUUUAUUGCUUGAUGGACUUAGGUUUGAUUCCACAGUUGAAGUUAAUAAGGAGGGAUGCAUAUUCAACAAGAUGCAGCAUUUGAACUCAAUCAAAACAAAGUAUCAUGCACUGAGUGUUAGUGGAAUGCCGACAGAAACAAGUGCUAGAGUUAUUGGAUUAACCACAGGUGCGCCUAGCAACUUCUUGACAAGCAUUAUUGCCAUACAAGGGACAACCAUUAGCAAAGACAACAUGGUUGAUCAGCUGCUUAGAGACGGGAAAUCAUGCGUGUUCUUUGGAGAUUGUCAGUGGACAAAGUAUUUUCCAGUACUGAAGUCGUGGCCUCAUUUUACAAUAGACCCAUAUGGUAGACAUGAAUUACGAGCACAAGAAAACAUGCUAAUUGAAAAGAUUGUGGAGAGUGUGAAUAGCUAUGAUGUUAUGAUUGCACACCUGAUAAACCUUGACUCUUAUGGGCACAUAUACGAAACUAUCCAUCAUGAGAGGAUGCAGAAUGAAAUAGAAAUAUAUGAUAAGCUCAUAUAUGACAUAUAUCAGAAAAUGUCUUCAGACACAUUGUUGGUUGUGUGUAGUGAUCAUGGCGUUGAUGACAAUGGUGCCCAUGGAGGAGUAUCUACAUUGGAAAUGGCUUCUGUUGCGAUCUUCAUAUCCAAAGAUGACAGGUUUACAAACACAUUGCCUCUGGAAGGCGUUGCUAAAGAUGCUAGAAAAAGAUGCAUAUCAAAGACAUAUGAUGAUGAACAGAAUGUUAUUAAAAGCACAGAUUCAUAUCCAAUAAUACAUCAGGACGAUAUUCUGCCAACAAUGUGUUAUCUGAUGGGAAUUCCAAUUCCAAGUCUUUCUGGAGGCAACUUUGUUCAUGAGUUAGUUUCUGAGACUGAAGCAUACAGGAAAUAUGCACAACAGAAGUAUGAUCUCCUUGGAAUUCCAUUCAAAGUAGACACAAGUGACCGAGAUGAGCUUUUGCACUUGAAUUACAUGCUUAGCGAAAGCGUACUAAAAAAGCUUGCAGGGAGAAAUUACACAAGGCUAGGUCUAUCAGUAGCCCUGUCAAUAGGGAUUGCAAUUGCUAUGCUAUUCAAGUUGUCAAAAUCGAAGUUUGGUAAACUCCAGAUUGCAUUAGCAUUUGUGCUUGUGAUGACUGCACACUCUGUUUUUUCGAUCAUUCAUGAAGAUUAUCUCUGGGCAGUAUUGUUUCUGAUUUCUAAUCCAUCGAUUAAGAAUCUACUUGGCACGAUGAUGUUCUUGCAGAUUGCACGUCCAGGAUCAAGUAUGAAUGCAUUUUAUGUACUUGUUGUUGAGAGGGUUAAGCUUUGUCCGUUCUUCAAUGGAAAUUGGCUAUUUAUUGUUGAACUACUUCUUUUUGCAAUGAUUAAUAAUAAGAAGCAUCUUGAAGUUUCGUUAGAAUACAUUUAUAACAGUGUUACAAUGGUAUUUAAUAAGCACCCGCAGAUAAUCAUCUCAUUUAUGAAGUACUUUUUACACGGUAGUCUAGAAAAUGCAGAAUGGAGACUGUGCUUACUUAUACAGUAUCCCUGUAUUGACAGUCUACUUGCAUUGAUUCUCAGACCAAUGGAAUCGGUGUACCUGAUAUACAUACUUAGGAAUCUUGAUAUAUGUAACAACCCUGAAACAUACUUCUCACUGACAAACAUGGCAUUCUUCUCUUCCGGAUUGUGUAAACUAUUGCAAUCCAUUAACUACAGCGUGUUCUUUACAUUUUCUGACAGAUUUGUCACCAUUCCAGCAGUUAUAAUAGCAUUUUAUUACUUCAUGUAUCCAAGACUUAGAGCGAUCUUGUUGAUUAAGAAUAACGAAAGACUCAAAAAAGCAAAUGAAAAUCAUAAUAAUACGACUUUUGAAGAUCUCGUCAAUGUCGUGAUAUCAUUUUCCAGUAUCAAUAUCUUGCUUGUUAUGUGGUCUGGAUACGCAAUCAGCGAUUCUCUUUCAUUCUACAAGUUUUUAGGUGUUAGAGCGUUUUUUGAAUAUCUAUACUAUUUAUGUGAUAUUACCUUGUUUUUUAUAUUCAGGAUAAUUAAAGCAAAGCUAUGA